AUGCCAUCUUACCUGAUCACCGGUGCCGGAAGAGGACUCGGCUUGGUUCUGGUCCGACAACUGCUCAAGAAGCCGGACACCUUCGUCAUCGCAACCGCGCGCAAGCCCGAGGCGUCGCAAGGGCUGCAGAGCCUCGCUAAAGAGUACUCCAAAGACCGUCUCGUGCUGUUCCGAUUGGACGUGCUCGAUUUCGCCAGCUACGACGCCCUCGCGGCCAAAGUUGCGCCUCUCCUGCCCAACGGCCUGGACUACCUGAUCAACAACGCCGGAGUCUCCUACCAAGACUACAUCCCCUUCGAUAAAAUCGAUCUGAAACUGUAUGAGGAAGAGCUCCGCGUCAACGCCAUCGCGCCGAUCCACGUCACCCGCACCUUCCUGCCUCUGAUCCGCAAGGGCAAGGCGAAGAAGAUCGUCUUCUUCACCUCCAUCCUCGGAUCCAUCACGUUGGCUACGAACUGGUCCGACCUGCAGCCCGUGUACAGCGUGUCAAAGGCAGCCCUGAACACCACGGUUCGCUUGUGGGCUGUGCCACUCGCCAGCGAAGGCAUCGCCACCGUCCUCUUGCACCCGGGCUGGGCCGGCACCGAUAUGGGCAACAAGAACGACGCGUACUUCGCAGAACGCAAGAUCCCUGCUGUCAAGAUUACGCCUGAUGAGGCCAUCGAGAAGACUCUCAAGGUCAUCGAUGACGCCCCGCUUACGGGCGACAUCAAGUACUACAACAACGACGGUACCGAAUUCCCUUGGUGA
Laetiporus sulphureus 93-53 is the source of this 750-nucleotide messenger RNA. RefSeq names its product NAD(P)-binding protein. The transcript is spliced from 5 exons. The record is from RefSeq and is a predicted model, not a curated record. Lineage: Eukaryota; Fungi; Basidiomycota; Agaricomycetes; Polyporales; Laetiporaceae. The coding region runs from base 1 to 750 and encodes 249 amino acids. Gene Ontology annotation, molecular function: oxidoreductase activity, acting on the CH-OH group of donors, NAD or NADP as acceptor.